UUGCUGGUGAAUUCAGCCAUACGAUCAGCUCCUCUCACAAGGCCCCUUCGAAGAGCAUUCAAUACACCCAUCGCAUGGAAGAGUUUGUCUCGAGCUGGAGGACAAAUCUGUAUGGAGUCAAUGAAAUGGGAAUGGAUGACAAGGUGGAUGACAAAGAUGAGGACAGCUGCAGUCCAUACCCAGUAAUAAACCAAGUUAGCCUGGUGCCUCUUGGCAGUGAAAUCAAGGCCAGGAUGCAACAUUGGGUGGAGGACAGAACAGAGACUGCUAUGCCAUUGCCAUUGUGGACUGGUUUGCUGAUCGUAGCUGUACUGGCUGUGGUGGGAGUGACUCUCAUAGGCGUUGUUGUGUUUUUGUUCUACAGAAGAUACAAACAGUACAAGGAGGAACAGCCUCAUUAUCGCUUCAGGAAAAGAGACAAAGUUAUGUUUUAUGGCAGAAAGAUCAUGAGAAAGGUGCAGACCUUGUCCUCUACCUCAACCCCUAUCUCUACCUCAGGGUCCCAGAAGCAGCGAAUCAGGAAGAGAACUAAAGUCCUGUCUAUAGCACGAAAAAUCCUGCGCAUUAGAAAGGAGCCUCCCACCCUGGUGGCUAAGGAGCCCCCUCCCUCUCUGCUGGAGGCUGACCUCACAGAGUUUGACGUGCAGAACUCCCACCUGCCCUCUGAGGUGCUCUACAUGCUCAAGAACGUCAGGGUCCUGGGCCACUUUGAGAAGCCUCUGUUCCUGGAGCUGUGUCGUCACAUGGUGUUUGUGCAGCUCCAUGAGAUGGAGCCUCUCUUCCGUCCCGGGGACAUCGACGACAGCAUCUACGUGGUGCAAGAUGGCCGUCUGGAGCUCUGCAUACAUGAGAGUGAUGGGACAGAUGUGGUCGUGAAGGAGGUGUUGCCAGGAGACAGUGUCCACAGUCUGCUCAGUAUCCUGGAUGUCAUCACUGGUCACUCAGCCCCCUACAAGACUGUAUCUGCCAGAGCUGCAGCCCCUUCUACCAUACUGCGUCUUCCAGCUGCUGCCUUCCAGUGUGUGUUUGAGAAAUACCCAGAGACUCUGGUCCGCGUUAUCCAGAUCAUCAUGGUGCGCCUGCAGAGAGUGACCUUCCUAGCACUUCACAACUACCUAGGUCUCACCACCGAGCUCUUCAAUGCGGAGAGCCAGGCAGUCCCCUUGGUGGCAGUGCACAGUGUGAUAGGUGAAGCCAACCCAAACAGGGGUCUACACAGACAGCACUCCCGGUCUGAAGAGGCUGGGCCUGAGAGAGGGGGUUCUCAUAGACAGACUCAGUCUGAAGAGUCUGGCCAUGAGAAGGGGCCCAGUGACACAGAGAAUGGGGAGAGGAAGUCCUGUCUUUUAGAUAGCAGCCCAACCACUAAAGGAAAGAGGUCUCGCUCUCAGUCCACUCCUAUGGCAGUGUCAAGUGUCACGUCUGCUGACCUCAACAUGACGUAUCAGCGAGCCAGAAUACGAGAAGCAGCAGCUAAAGAAGAGACACCACCAGCAAGUCCCCAGGUCCCACACAAGUCCAUUCUGAAGAAGAGUGUGACUAUGCUGCAUACUCCCUCUGCUGUGUAUCACUACCGUGAGGCUGGAGAAAGUCAGUCAGCCCACAUCCACCACAGCAAGAUCAACACCAUCUUCCAGGCUGCCAAGAAGGACCUGCAGCGUCUCAUACAACUACAGGACCUCAGUCUGUUGGAGGGCAGAGUGACUCUGCGUCAGGUCAAAGCUGGCUGUGUGGUGAACAGCCAGGGGGACCAGGAUGUGAGUGUGCAGUUUGUGAUCUCGGGGGCGCUCCAUGUGUACCAGAGGAGGAUCGACCGUGAGGAGGACACCCUGCUGUUUCUCACCCACCCGGGGGAGAUGGUGGGUCAUCUGGCCGUGCUGACCGGUGAACCCCUCAUCUUCAGCGUCCGAGCACACAGGGACUGCACCUUCCUGUCUAUCUCUAAAGCUGCCUUCUAUGAGAUCAUGCGCGAGGAGCCCAGGGUGGUGCUGAAUGUGGCUCACACCGUGGUGAAGAGAGUAUCCUCCUUCGUCAGGCAGAUAGACUUUGCUCUGGACUGGAUGGCUCUGGAGGCCGGCCGCGCUGUCUACAGGCAGGGAGACAAGUCAGACAGCACCUUCAUCGUCCUCAGUGGCCGCCUACGUUCUGUCAUCGCAAAGGAUGAUGGGAAGAAGGCGUUGACUGGGGAGUAUGGUCGCGGUGACCUCAUUGGGGUGGUGGAGGCCCUGACCCAUAUGAACCGAGCCACUACAGUACACGCAGUCAGGGACUCUGAGCUAGCCAAGCUGCCUGAAGGGGCCCUCAGCUCCAUCAAGAGGAGGUAUCCACAGGUAGUGACCAGACUCAUCCAUCUGCUGGGUCAGAAAAUCCUGGGAAAUAUGCAGCAGGUUAACGGACCCUUGGCAGCUAGUGGCCUGUUCCUACACACCCCCAGCAGUAAGUGGGAUUCAGGGAACCCUGCCUCUAACCUGUCCACUGUGACCAUCCUGCCUGUAUCAUUGGAGGUACCUUUAACAGCCUUCACACUGGAGCUGCAACAUGCACUCAGUGCCAUUGGUCCAACCUUACUAUUGACCAGUGACAUCAUCAAACAGAGACUGGGUGCUGCUGCACUUGACAGUGUGCAUGAGUACCGUCUGUCCAGUUGGCUGGGGCAGCAGGAGGACAUCCACCGCAUCGUUCUCUACCAAUCAGACGAUACCCUAACCCCCUGGACCCAGCGCUGCAUCCGCCAGGCCGACUGCAUCAUCAUUGUGGGACUAGGAGAGGCUGAGCCCACUGUGGGCGAGUUGGAGCGGAUGCUGGAGGGCAGUGCUGUGCGGGCACAGAAGCAGCUGGUUCUGCUGCACAGGGAGGAUGGUCCCCCGCCCCAGGGCACUGUUGACUGGCUCAACAUGAGGAGCUGGAUCUCCAAACACCUGCAUCUCUCCUGUCCACACAGGGUCUUCUCCAAGAGGAGCCUGCCUAAACUGAGAGAGAUGUACGAGCGUGCUUUCCAGAAGCCUCCGGACCGCCACUCUGACUUCAGCCGUCUGGCCAGAGUACUGACAGGCAACACCAUCGCCCUGGUGCUAGGGGGAGGGGGUGCUAGGGGCUGUUCUCAAGUUGGCAUCCUGCGGGCGAUCAAUGAGGCAGGAAUCCCUGUGGACAUGGUGGGUGGAACCUCCAUCGGCUCCCUGAUGGGGGCGCUGUACGCUGAGGAGAAGAGCAGCAGCCGUAUGAGGGUUCGCGCUCGCGAGUGGGCCAUGGACACGGGGUCCAUCUUCAAGAAUGUGUUCGACCUGACGUACCCUGUGACCUCAAUGUUCUCUGGGGCUUCCUUCAACAACAGCAUAAGCUCUGUCUUUAAGGACAAACAGAUUGAGGACCUGUGGAUCCCUUACUUCAACGUCACAACGGAUAUCACUGCUUCAUCCAUGAGGGUUCACACUGACGGUUCCCUGUGGAGGUAUGUGCGUGCCAGCAUGUCACUGUCUGGGUACAUGCCUCCCCUCUGUGACCCCAAAGACGGACACUUACUCAUGGACGGUGGCUACAUCAAUAACCUACCUGCUGACGUAGCUCGCUCCAUGGGGGCCAAAGUAGUGAUUGCCAUCGACGUGGGCAGCCAGGACGAGACUAACCUCACCAACUAUGGCGACUCGCUGUCUGGCUGGUGGCUGCUAUGGAAACGCUUCAAUCCCCUGUCAGAGAAAGUCCAGGUCCUGAACAUGGCUGAGAUCCAGACCAGGUUGGCCUAUGUCUGCUGCGUUCGUCAGCUGGAGUUGGUUAAAGACAGCGAGUACUGCGAGUGCAUCCGUCCGCCCAUCGAUCACUAUGGCACCUUGGAGUUUGGCAAGUUCGACGAGAUCGCUGAGGUGGGCUUUCAGCAUGGUAAGACAGUGUUUGACAUGUGGAGUCGGAGUGGAGUUGUGGAUAAGAUGAUGAAAGACAGACAUCAAGAGGAAUUUCACAAGACCAAGAGCUGCAAUGUGGUCACAUGUCCCAAUGCCUCCUUCACUGACCUGGCAGAGAUUGUCUCUCGAAUUGAGCCUGUCAAACCAGUCCUGGUGGAAGAGUUAUCAGACGAUUACCAGACGGACUAUGAUGAUUACCAGACGGACUAUGAUGAGGAGGCCAGAGAAAGUGCUCUCUCCGACUUUGACAUGUCUAAUCCCAACAGUGGAGUGGAACACACAGAGGGGGAGGAGACUGCAGACACUACUGACACAGAUGAAGAGAUUCAGAUCAGGGUCCGACAUCACCUAACCAAACGGCCACCAAACCGCGUUGACAGUGUUGAUGAUGCAUAACAUCCAUCAAAUUCAUGAUGUACUGUUUCUCUGUCCAGUUGACAGUGGUCCUCAAUGCCAGUCUAGACAUUAUUAUUAUGUUAGGAUGUUUAUCAUUUUUCAGCUGUUAUGUUAAUUAAGGUUAGGUUGUAUUAUAAUCAAGGUCAUAACAUUUACAUUUCAUUCUUAAUACUUUUGGUUACAUGAAACUAUAUGAAGAGAUGUUUUACAAUGCAAUGUUUUACUCUUAUUUUUUUUUUGCUGCCAUGUGUGCCUUUCACAUUCAUGGUUGUAACAGAACAGCUCCUUUCUGAUUCAUCGAUUGAUAGUGAUUUAUUGUAGCCAGUACCAAUAAUGAAUUAAUGGAGCUGGAAGCCUGACCUGGGGGCAACUACAGUAUGAUAAAGGAAAUAUUCAAUCUUAUUAGAUUGGGUUGCAAAACAAUCAUAUCAUUCUUCUAGUAUUAACAUUAUACAUGGUAUUGUUGUUUUAGAGUGAAUGCAUUACUUUAAUUAUGUCGAAUAUGUAUUGUUAUUUACAUUGUUAGAAAGGACACUGAGUGCCAUAUUAUCAGGGAUGUGUGUGUGAUACCUAACGGUUUAUGUAUUUAUUUCUCCUUCCUUUCUUUAGAUUACUUUUCCUUAGCAGAGUAGAACAUUUUAGUCAGGGUUAUGGAACAUCUGUAGUGCACUACUAAGAAUAAAAGGUGGAAGAGUAGCAGAAAAUAGAUCAUACUUUGAUAUGAUUUUGCAAACACUAUGGUUUUGUCCUUUAUGACUUGAAAACGGAUGAUUUAACCCAUAAGAGUCUAAGCCGGGGAGGUUGUACUAAGCUGUAUGGAAUUGUUUUAAUGAGGUCAUACCAUCAUUUACAUAUUUGAUUUGGAAUUAUAAGACGCCUGGAAGUAUAAAAAAAUAAUUGUAGGGCUUACUGCCAUUAGCCCAUAUAGACACAUUGAAUAACAGAUUCACUACAUGGAACAGAUAGUACCGCAAAAAAUAAAAAGGAAGUUUGUUCUGAAGUGUCUGUCCAAUAUCUGAGAGAUAUACAGUAUAAGAAAGAUGUAAAAAAAUUAAUAAUAAUAAUAUGAAUAAACAUGUUUUCUAUGCCUGUAA
Molecule: messenger RNA, 5386 nt
Organism: Oncorhynchus gorbuscha (pink salmon)
Lineage: Eukaryota; Metazoa; Chordata; Actinopteri; Salmoniformes; Salmonidae
Product: patatin-like phospholipase domain-containing protein 7
Exons: 35
Coding region: 75-4292 (1405 amino acids)
Biological process (GO): lipid metabolic process
Cellular component (GO): endoplasmic reticulum
Molecular function (GO): phosphatidylcholine lysophospholipase A1 activity
Source: RefSeq, a predicted model, not a curated record